Messenger RNA from Grammomys surdaster, 1597 nucleotides. It is a transcript of the gene Dmkn, whose product is annotated as dermokine. Gene Ontology annotation, biological process: cornified envelope assembly. The record is from RefSeq and is a predicted model, not a curated record. The transcript is spliced from 15 exons. The coding region runs from base 1 to 1290 and encodes 429 amino acids. Lineage: Eukaryota; Metazoa; Chordata; Mammalia; Rodentia; Muridae.
AUGAAGCUGCAGGGGUCUCUGGCCUGUCUCCUGCUGGCCUUAUGUCUGGGUGGUGGGGCAGCUAACCCGCUGCACAGUGGAGGGGAGGGCACAGGGGCAAGCACUGCCCAUGGAAUGGGAGAUGCCAUUAGCCAUGGAAUUGGAGAGGCUGUGGGCCACGGGGCUAAAGAAGCAGCCAGCUCUGGAAUCCAGGAUGCCCUAGGUCAGGGGCGCGGAGGGGAAGGCGGCUCUCCACUGAUGGCGAGCAGAGGCGAUGUUUUCGAGCACCAGCUCGGGGAAGCAGCCCGGUCUCUGGAGAACGCUGGGCAUGAUCUUGGCAGACAAGCUGAGGAAGUCAUUCGCCGAGGGGUAGAUGCUGUCCACAGCCCUGGGUCCUGGGGGACAUCUGGUGGUCAUGGCGUGUAUGGCUCUCAAGGUGGUGUUGGAGGCCAGGGCUAUCCUGGUCCUCAAGGGACACCCUGGGCCUCAGGAGGCAACUAUGGAACUAACUCUCUGGGUGGCUCUGUGGGUCAGGGUGGCAAUGGCGGGCCACUCAACUAUGAAACCAAUGCCCAGGGAGCUGUGGCUCAGCCUGGCUACGGGGCAGUGAGAGGCAACAACCAAAACUCAGGGUGUACCAACCCCCCACCUUCUGGAUCCCAUGAAAGCUCCGGCAACUCUGAGGGAAGCAGCAAUGGCGGCAGUCGUGGUGGCCAAGGUAGUGGCAGCAAUGGUCAGGGCAACAGCGGGGGCCACGGAGGCCAAGGCAACAGCGACAACAGUGGCAACAGCGACAGCGGAAGCAGAGGCAGCAACAGCGGCAACAGCGGGAACAGCGGCAACAGCGGCAACAGUGGUUCUGGGUCCCGGGACCUAGAAACAUCUAAUUUUGAUGAUGGCUAUUCAGUCUCCAGGGGAAGUAGCUCUUCUUCCAGCAGCAGAGGUGGAAGUGGUGGUGGAAACAAACCUGAGUGUAACAACCCAGGGAAUGAUGUGCGCAUGGCCGGAGGAUCCGGGAGUCAGGAAAGUAAAGAAAGCAGCCGUCUCCUUGGGGGCUCCCAUGACUACCAGAGCGCAGAUCUGUCGUCUCUGCAGAAGAGGGCAGGCGGUGCUGAUCAGUUUUCUCAGCCUGAAGCAGCAAGACAGGAGCUGUCAGCUGAUUCAUCCAAGAACUACUACAACAACCCGCCAGUGAAUCCUACCUACAACUGGCAAUACUAUGCCAAGACCACACCCAAGGCAGGAGUCACGCCUUCAUCCUCAGCUUCCCGGGCACAACCUGGCCUGCUGAAGUGGCUGAAGUUUUGGUAGAACAUUCCUCUAGUCACUGCUGACUCCUCACGAACCAGGGAUCUUGACUGUACUUACCCACAGUCCUCUCUGGUGCAGACCACCUACCUGGGCAUUACAUGCCUGUCGUCUCACCCGGGGACCUGGUUUAUCAGUCCUCAUUCUCCCCGUUCAACUGUGGUGUCUUGGAGAUUAAUCAGUUUCGUCGGAUAACCAGCCAGUUUCUUCACCUCUUUUUCCGUACGUGACCGGAAGUCCCCGGAAUGACGCAGCGGGAGCUUUCUACUCUUGAGUUUCUCAGUGGAAAUAAAACAUGACACUUUGUUUC